AGCCGGCAGCAUCCCCUUCACGCUCUGCAUUCUCUGUGAUUUCUGCUGAAGCACAAACAAAAAGAUCAACUAAGCUCUGCUGGGAGGACGAACAACAAACACUGAUGCUUCAGGUUAUUUCCCUUUUUAAACAAGAGCUUUUUUUCCAGCCACAAUUUUAUCAAGACCGCAGAGCAAGACUUAACUCCUACACUGAUCUGCAUCUUUUUCAUUUCUGAUUCAUCAAGUUGCUCCUUUUCAGGGUUUUUUACAAUAUACAAAAGCGCUGAAUGCAAAAGAUACGGAUUUCACUGGAAGGAGGAGAGAUGGAACAAGGAGAGAUUUAAAUGAGCUGUGGAUUCUGUUUGUCAUGACGAAGCAUGGAGAAGACAUCUGUUUGCGUCUCUGCACACUGAUUCCUGUUUGGUUGCUGGCUUAUCUCACAAAACAGUAACAUUGCGUGCUUCGAAUCCUGCUUUUGAGAAAAAAAAUAAAUAAAUCAACUUCUGCUCUGAAAAUGCUCCUUCUCGUGAACUUUCAAUGCAGACAUGUUGUCUUUCAGGAUUUCACUUUGAACUUGAGCGGAAUUAGUAUUUGCUUUCAAACUUAGGAGUCAUUCUGCAUGCAGACGCCUUCUCUCAACUUAUGUUUUGCAUUCCUCAACCUCUCAGCAAUCUCAGCCUCCCCAUAAUCACAGAAUUAGACCUUCUAGGUGCAUUUUCUUCUUGUGUUUUCUUCUCUUGUUUUUUGCCUGAGAGCAAACUGGACUUAGAGCAAGUGCAUUGCAGCUGACACUCUCUCCUCAUCCACAAGUAGCUCUCUAUUUUUGUCACCUUCCUUCCAUCAGUACCUUCCAUUCUGACACAAUGUUCGAGGAGCUUUGGAACUCCACAGAUCAGGUUGGCCUCAAUGGAUCAGAAGCAAACUUAUCUCAAAGACGUUCGUAUGGCAUGGAAGAGGACGGGAACCAGCAUCCUUUUCUCACUGACGCCUGGCUGGUACCGCUCUUCUUCUCUCUCAUCAUGCUGGUCGGACUGGUGGGCAACUCUCUCGUUAUCUAUGUUAUUUCCAAACACAGACAGAUGCGAACAGCCACCAACUUCUACAUAGCAAACCUGGCUGCCACAGAUAUAAUCUUUCUGGUGUGCUGUGUCCCCUUCACUGCCACUCUCUAUCCCCUCCCUGGUUGGAUUUUCGGCAACUUCAUGUGCAAAUUUGUUGCAUUUCUGCAGCAGGUGACAGUACAAGCCACAUGUAUCACCCUGACUGCCAUGAGUGGAGACCGCUGUUACAUCACUGUUUACCCUCUCAAAUCUCUCCGUCACCGCACCCCAAAAGUAGCCAUGAUAGUCAGCAUUUGCAUAUGGAUUGGCUCCUUCAUCUUGUCCACCCCAAUUUUAAUGUACCAGCGGAUUGAGGAGGGCUACUGGUAUGGUCCGAGACAAUACUGCAUGGAGAGAUUUCCCUCCAAGACGCAUGAGAGAGCAUUCAUCCUCUAUCAGUUUAUUGCCGCCUACAUGCUGCCAGUUCUCACAAUCUCUUUCUGCUAUUCGAUGAUGGUGAAGAGAGUAGGUCAACCCACUGUAGAGCCUGUUGACAACAAUUAUCAGGUCAACCUCCUGUCUGAGAGAACCAUCAGCAUCAGGAGCAAAGUCUCCAAGAUGGUGGUGGUGAUCGUCCUCCUCUUUGCCAUCUGUUGGGGUCCCAUCCAGAUCUUUGUGCUUUUCCAAUCUUUCUAUCCAAACUACCAACCCAACUACACAAUGUACAAGAUCAAGACCUGGGCCAACUGCAUGUCCUAUGCCAACUCCUCAGUCAACCCCAUUGUUUAUGGGUUUAUGGGAGCCAGCUUUCAGAAGUCUUUCAGGAAAACCUUUCCAUUCCUUUUUAAACACAAGAUCCGGGAUGGUAGCAUGGCGUCAAGGACUGCCAACGCUGAGAUCAAGUUUAUUGCAGCAGAGGAAGGCAACAAUAAUAACGCUGUGAACUGACUCUGAGAAUUUAAAGAUAAAAAGUGAGAUUGUUGUUUCCUGAGAAACUCACCUGUCAGCCAAAAGAUCCUGUUGUAACCGACGGAGAACAACAGAUUCAUCUUGAAGGAAAACACUGUGCUCGGUGUUCAUUUUCAUGUUGUAUUAAUUUUCAUAUUUAAGCAAAUGGAUAUGAACUGUUAUUUGAAACUGCAGUCGGUCAAAAGUUUAUAAAAUACAUCUGCAACUUAGAUGUAAAUGUAUUGCUUUUGCUUGAGCUCAGUUUAUGUUAGAAUCAGAAUCAGCCUUAUUGGCCAAGAUUGUGUACACAAACAAGGAAAUUUACGUUGGUUUCAAAUGCCUACAGCAUACAGAGAUUAAACAGAUUUGUGAAUUUAAAUUAUAUAUUUUUUUUUUUUCAGAAAAGCACAAAAUACAACCAGGUGUAGUCCUGAGGCAUUCUGAGGAACAACCUUGGAUCAAAUGUCAGAUAAUGUCAGUUUGCUUGACAAAAGCUGAUCUUUUCUGGGUUUUUAGUAAGUAUGUGCUCUGUGUUAACUCUUACAGAGACCAGAUCUCAACAACUGGUGGGCAGGCUCUAGCUUAAUGGUUUAGUUUUUGUCCAGGUUUUAAGGGGAUCUGAUGAAGUGAGUUGCAACUGCAAGCUACGAAAAAAAAUAAAUAAAUAAAUAAAAUAAAGUAGUACCCACAAGAAGUAGUGACUACUGCAACAGUAGAAGCAUCCCAUUGGUGAGGUACUCAGUCGUGAUUACUUACAGCAAAAAUCAGAAAUUUGCCUCAAUGAUAAAACAAAUUGUUCUAAUUUUUGCAAACAAAACUUACUGUAAAAUUUUGCACAUUUUGUAUUUGGGCAAACUGUGAUCAUAUUUCUAACUUACAAAUAAAUGAAAAUUCUGAUGUUUCUGUUUACAUGAAGCUUUUUCUGACUUAGCUUUCUUUUCUUUUAAAGGCUAAAUUACCUCACUAAGGAGCUAAUAAAUAUCAUAGCUUAUGAAAGUCACAUUAAGGACAGAUUAUUAUCAGGUGCUGGUAGUCUGAGCCAGAAUAAAGGGAAUUCAAAAGGCUUUUCAUAGUCACACAGAGCAAUUUACAUCAAUUUUCUCAGAAUUACUAACUGUUGAAGUAUUACUUUUAAAACUGUUUACAGUGUAUAAUAUAAUUUAUUGUUGGCAUAUUGUGCAGUUUUUUUGUCAUAACAAAACAGAUUUUUGCUUUAAAACUUUGUGAUUGCUUAUCUACCAUCUGAUUGUUUCCUAUGUAUGCAGCAGUUAGAAUUAUUUUAAAGUUGUUUUAUUUCUGAAAUUUACUAAAAAGUCAAUGUCAAGUCAUUUAUUGAACUGGUAUUAAAAAAUAUUGAUUUUAUUGUUUUAAUAUUCUCAUGAACAGCUCAUAAAUACAACAAUUUAGGAGUGAAACUACGGUAACCAUUGGCAAAAAAGAAAUACAAUCGGAUCACAAUUAUUUGUUUCUCAAACUACUUGUAGUUUGAGAGACAAACAGAAAAAAUCAUUUCUGACUAAGAAUGUUUUUGAAAUGUAUUCAUACCUCUUAAACCUUUUCAGAUUUAGUCUCUUUACAAACAAAGGUUACAAUGUGAUUUACCAACAUUAAAUAACAUAAUUUUGCAGGUAAUUUUGCAGUGGAAGCAGAGGACAAAUACAAACAAAACUUGAGUUAAUCCUUUUCAGACCUGCGGAAUUGGGACAAACUGUAAGAAAGUGCAAGGGGUUAAAAAAUACUUCUGGAAAGCACUACUCAUAAACUGACACAAAUGUGUAUAUUUCCAUAAAGGUUGCUACAUGUUUAAUAUUCAUGCUUAACACUGGAGAACUGGCAAAUGUAAUUAAAGCACAGUCCGUCCUGAAUUGUACCCCCUAGGUGAAGUAGCUUUGUAUGUGUGGAGCUAAUGCAUCCUAAGCAAUCUGAAAACCCAAACAAAGCUUCAGCCAGCUGCUCAUGAGUCUUUCCUGUGGCCAGAUAUGAUGAAUGGAAACCUACUAACAGAAGGAAUAGAGGCAGUGGAGCCACAAGUCUAACCUUCAUGCCUUUUUAAACACUUGUUUUCACAAAAGCAUUGUAGAAACCUUCAUGCACGUUCACAGGCAACAGAGAUCAUUCAAAUCAGGUAUUAAAAACACCUUAAAGACCCCUUGCACCUUCUUGCCAGACAGUCUGAAAUAUUGAGGACAACCCAUUUGGCUUGUGUUUUGUUAUUAGAGCACAAUCAGAACGAGGGCCUGUUCAGGGAGCAGCUGUCUAGCCAUAGAACAACAGCUUUUAAUUUUAAACCCACUGAGCUACCUCAAUAGUGACUUUGUUUUAUUCAUCCCACACAGUGACAUUCAAUAUUAAAGAACCUCUAUUAUGGUCUAUAGAAAAAUUGCUAAUACAGUUUAAUUAGAUUUGAUACUGCUUGCUUAGUGCCAUUGGGGCUCCAGUGACAUCAAGGUUUGAAAGGAAAACUAACACACUUUGGGCUUUUGUAGUCAAAGGCAUAUGACAAAUGAUACUCAAGGAUCAUUGCAAACAUUUGACAUGUUUUGCUGAACUGAAGACAAUUUGAGAAAAUCCAGAUUAGUGGUUGCACUGAUUUUUAAACUUUGAUAAAAAGAGAUUCCAAAAUGAGGUAAAUGGCAAUUAUUUUUCUAUAAAGGCAGAUACUGCAGAUAACUGUAAGUGUUAUUAUAAUUCAUAGUUGGGCCAUUUUUGACUAAAAGCUGCUCUACAUCAUGCAUCACAGUGAAUAUUUCAAUGCAAAUGAAUUAAUUUUGCAUUUUAAUAUCACUAUCUGGGCUUUUUCCAUAUGAAACAUUAGAGUGGCACACAACCCAAAUUGCAAAAAUAUAAAAGUGUACUUUUGGAAGAACACAUGAAAGCAUUUAAAAAUAGAAAGAUUAAUCAUCACUUAAAAUGAUGGACUAAAAGCCAAUUAGAUUUUUGCCAAAUAAUUUGGAAAUAAAAAACAACUCUGUAUUGAUUGACGCCUGAAAGGAAUAAUUGUAGAUAUUAUUUGAAACAAAUUUACCAUUGAUUCACUACAACCAGCAGCUGGUGAUUCUUUUCGGUUUUGCCAUUAUCUGUAGGCAGCUAUUCAACAUCAUGUUCAAAGGCAUUUACACUUAAUUACAAAGUGCAAUGCAAAAAUGAACAUAGGUGUAACUGACACAUCCAUCAUUUUCAUGUGACUGCCUGCUAAGUAAAAAGGUAUUCAUGUUCAAAUGAGUUUUGAGGUUUCUUUUUAUUUGCAGUACUAAUAAGUGACUAUGGGACAUGCAAUCAGUCAAACUUCAAGCUUUCAAUUUGUCAGACUUUGACAAUCAUGAGACUUAAUAUCUUCAAAACAAUAAAAAGUAAAAGCUUGAUUGAACCAUUCAGAGUAGAGCCCCUCAAAGGACCUGUUUUUUGUUAGGGUACUGAUCCUGUAUAAAGUGUCUGAGACCUUUUACAAUUUGAUAAUGUUUAGACAUGGGAAUAAAAUUGUGUUUAAUAGCAGACAUAGUACAGAGGGAAACUUGAAAAGACCUUCAAAACACUUUUAGUUGUGCUUAUCAAAAUCAACAUGAAGAACUACAAGAAAAUUAGACUCUUUGGAAGCAAAACAGAAAAGGAAAUGUAAAUAUAAAAAAAGAAAAAAUCAAGUUUGAAAGUGAUUGACUUUUGAUGUUGACUGAAGCUGGAGGCCAAAAUCAAGUAUAAAUCGAUAUAUCAAGUAAUUUUGCCACUUUCUCAGUUUUUAAACUUUCCAACAAAGAAAAUGGCUUUAUGAAGAAAUUCAUUUUAUAGAAAUUAUCUACAGUGCAUAGUCAAUAGAUGUACUUAAGCACUGAGGGUCCAUCUUAAUGGUUUCAGGACUAUAUAGGCUAAUAUUGCCAAUUAAUAUUUAAAAUAAAGCAAAUUGUGUGAGGAUUUUCUAAUUAUUAUUUGAACUUGGACAUUUGCCCUUUCUUUAGCAAUCCAAGACAUAAAUUCAGACAGCAAAGAUGAAUGGCUAUCUAAUAAAAUAUUUAGCAUUAAUACACUCAGGAAUUCAUUACUUCCAACAUAUCAACUUCAUUCAUUAUUGUUAGCCUUAGUGAGUCCAAAUUCCAGACUUUUCCAGACUCAUGCUUCCAGAAUUCCCAGUGUUUUGCUUUUACAACAGGGAGGCUUUAGACAAGUAAUCUGCGAAAAGAAAGAACUGGAAGGAAGGAAGAAUUCAGGUAUGUAAGACUAGAAGGAUGCAACAAAGGAGGGAUGGCACAAGAAAUGAAGGACAAGGAAAAAAUAAAGCACACAAGAACACAAGCAUCGAAGGAACGUGGGGCUCAAGGAAAGGAAGAAUAGAUAAGAAAAGAAGGACCAAAUGAAGGAAAUAAGGAAAAAGGAAUAGAAGGGAAGGAAAGAAACAAGGAUGUAUGCAGAAAAGGAAGCAAGAUGGUAAUGAAAGAAAUACAGAAAGGGGGAUGAUGACUAGAAAAAAUAAAAUUUAAGACGUAAAAAUAUUCUUCCAUAUUUUAAUGUGUGAUUUUUAUUAUAGUUUUGCAUACAGACUGCAUAUGAACCCUGUUAACUAUAGUCAUUGUACAAGCCAUGUCAUUAUACAGUUAUGCUCAUUUUAAAUCCAACUGUUUUAUUUCAACAUCAGGAAUGAAUCCCUAACUCUCAGUAAGAUACAGUAAGAGAUGGAAGAUCUGACAGAAAGACCUUUGAGACAAAAGUGGGGCAAAGCAAGUAUUAUCAACAAGCACUCCUGAAGAGGGCGACAGAGAGUCAAAGUCAGAUGUGAAAACAUUUGGGUUGCAGAGCAAUAAGAGAAAAAGUGAGGAAAUGGGAUGUCUGAGAGGAAGCUAAUAGUCUGUGGCAGUUUUUCUUGGCAUUGCAGGAUGCUCUACGAAGAGAAAAAAAUACUUUGCACAUGUAUCAGAUUUGUAUAUGAAGACAGAAAAAUAACCAUUUCUCAAACCCCAGUUGAAGCACAAGUGAAGCGGUUGACAGCCCUGCUACUGAUCUGGCCCUCGAAACCUCAUCAAAUGAUAUGUGGGACCCACGAGGAAGGGAUUUUAUGUGUUAUGGAACAACUGGUCUAAAUGGAAAGAUUUUUCAUGUCCAAGCUCUGUGGCCAAAUAAACUUUGGCUUGAGUAAAUUUGCGUGUGACAUGAAGGAGGUUUUUCUUUGUCAUGAAGCUACAAACUGCUAUUUAAAAAAGAAGGGGGGGGAUCAUAACACGGUUUGGCUUUUCCUGGAAUAAGUAUGUUAAAAUGACUCAGCUCCAAUUGUUUUAAGGUUCUUUUUCCAAAAUGCCACAUGAAGAAUGAACACAGUGGCUCAGCACACCAAGCUGUCAGCUGAGGGUUGCUGGGGAAAAUAAUUGUCAGCGGUGGAAAGAGGGGGAAAGGCAGAGACGGACCUACACAAAGAGCCCUUUUUACCAGCAAGGAGAACUGUCUCACGUCACGACACAAGCAGGAAACCACACAAACACCGUCACCGCCACCUUGCCCUUGGGACUGACAUAAUGUGUGUGUGCAAAACAGAACAAAACACACUUUUGGUUUAGAAGAGGAGAGUAAAAAUAAAAGCAGGCCCAGUGGUUGUUUAUUGAGUUAUGACAUUUUGACAGAGGUGUAAAAAUCAACUGGCUGAAAAUCACAUUAACACAUUGUAUGUGCAUUUGAAGUAUGGAACCUUUUCCAGGGAUCGGGGUAGUUUUCCUGUGCUAUUCCAGAGUCAAAGCAGAUUACCUGGGAAGAAAAACAUCCAGAAACCUGCCCUACUGGGAAAAUAGUACUUUUCGAAAGUACUCUAAACUAUAGAGGGUUGGACGAUACUAAAUGCUUAUUAGCGACGGAAUAUUACCACUAAUUUCUUUUAGUAGUUCCAGAGUCUAAAGACCUCUACUGUUCAUAUUUCCUAUCAACUUUAAAUUUAAUCAGACAGCCACGACUGGUAUUUGCAAACACAACAUUUAACAUUGCUUGAAUGUUUUACAGCAUUUAUAUGCCAAGAUAAAUUAAAACACUAACAAAGCCUUCAAAAUGUACCUGCAAUAAGAGAAUCACAAAUUUAGAUGCCGUGUUGUAAUGGAGCUCUGCAUGCUUCAAAACUGAACAUAUACGUUUCUAUGAGACUGUUUGGUAGAGUUACACUUUUCCAUGUCCAUAAAAGUAACUCAAAUUCAGCUAUAAAAUGUUAUCACUGUAACAGGUCAAUUUAUCUCAAGCUGUGUUAACAUCUUUUAUGUGUUUGCUUGUUUUAUGUUGAUUUUUUUUAUAUGAUGUCUGUUGAGCACUUUGGUAAGUCUUGUUGUUUUAAAAGUGCUUAUAAAUAAAGUUGGCUUGGCUAACAGAA
Molecule: messenger RNA, 8298 nt
Organism: Xiphophorus couchianus (Monterrey platyfish)
Lineage: Eukaryota; Metazoa; Chordata; Actinopteri; Cyprinodontiformes; Poeciliidae
Gene: kiss1ra
Product: KISS1 receptor a
Exons: 5
Coding region: 846-1970 (374 amino acids)
Biological process (GO): G protein-coupled receptor signaling pathway
Cellular component (GO): plasma membrane
Molecular function (GO): G protein-coupled receptor activity
Source: RefSeq, a predicted model, not a curated record